CUUCAACUUCAAAAAAAGUCUGAGCCUUUGGACCCGGGAAUAUUUGAGUCCCGAGACAGUAGACCAAAGGAAGAAGCAACAAUCGUCCCGACAUCAAUAUCAGCACCGUUUUUCAUGAGCUGCAUGCAGACGGGCUGAUUUUGGCCGACAUUGUUUAAUUUUGGUUUCCCGGCUUAUGUGUGUCUCACAACUGCACCAAAACGUCUCGACGACAAACCGAAUACCCAAGGGGUGCGGGCAGAGCUGGAGACGAAAAGGGGACACACCGGAGGUCAAGCGGCGGCUUCUGCUCAUCCGAAAUGGCUCGCCGAACCACAAGAGGCAUAAAGAAGAGCUACGUUGAGGCACCUAUUGUUUUCGAUGAUGAGGACGAGCCAAUCCCCGUCACAUCCAAGGACUCCGACGAUGAGGAUUUCACUGCCCCGGAGCCCGCUCAGGAGGAAGAGGAUGACAAGGAUGAAGAAGCCGACAUGGCCGAUCCUACCAGUGAAGAAGACGAGGCCGAGGACGAUGAAGAUGAUGGCGAUGCUGACGGUAAAAAGAACGAUGCGUCCUCCCAUCCCAAAAAACACCGUAAUACGGGCGCUGGCAUGAUUCAGAGCCGCAAAGGCUUCCAUGACAUUCCCCAUUACCCCCUCGAGACACGCAUUGUGACCCGUGUCUACGCAGGUCCCUUGAGGCGAUAUGCGCGGUAUAGUGCCCUGCGCGACUCCAUGUACGGGCCCGAGUACAACCGCAUCAAGAUCAUAUGGGACUUGGAGAUACGAUGGGCCGAAUUUCCCGCUUUGCCACCCAGGUACUUGCCUCAUGAACCCCAGGGCAUCUGUCCCAGCCCAUGGCUCGCGCCUGCCUUCGAGCGUACACAGGAACAAAAUGCUGCUCGAUGGUACAAUAACUACUACGCCAAGAGUCCCAAGGUACAGCAAUGCCAUUUGCUUUCUAGUCAUGAGGGGGAGCAUCUAAUUCCUCAAGCCGGAGGUGAUCUUGUUACCUUCAUUGGACCCUGGGAUCGCCAGGGAGAGUUCCGGUUUGCCCAGGGCCAGAGUUUAACGAUAACGGCUUCUGGUCUCCCAACGAGCACAUCCGAAGACCAAGACGAAAGAUCAACAGGCUGGAUGCUCGACAUUGGAAGUAUUCCGCUUGCCAUGGGCUGGGCUCCAUCUCUUGUCAAUGCCAAGCAAGUUCUCGCCAUCGCAAGCAUACCCUUCGCGGAUCAAGAACCUAGGCGACAAGAAGACGGUGCAGAUAAGCACCAAGACCCCAGUGCUAUGGCUGAAGGCUGCGUCCAGCUUUGGGAGUUCACACCAAAAGAGGCAGGUAAAACGCUGGCUCGACCUUCCACCACCCCAGCGCGGCUGAUCAGGACAUUGUGUUUCAGCUGGGGCCGGCCAAAGCGACUGCAGUGGUGCCCCGUGCCUUUUGAGUCAGUCGGUAGUUAUGGGCUACUAGCUAUACUUACAGGAGAUGGAAAGGCCCGGGUUAUUGACGUCAAGAAGGCUGAAGACGGGAGCGCUCCCGUUUACGAAUGGGUACAAUCGCCUGUUGUCACCCUUGGUAUCGAUGAUGACUACAACAACAAGGUGACUUGUCUAAGCUGGGUGAAUAUCAACCGCAUCGCCCUCGGUCACUCGGAUGGGUCUGUCACACUGUGGUCCAUUUUUCCCCGAAAGAUGCUACAAAGAGUCGGAGUACACACCACGUAUGUGAUCGAUAUAUGCUCAGCCUACCCGUCAAAUCCCUACUUGGUCGCCUCGAUUCCCGUCGGCGGAUGUGCAACCUUGACCGACCUGUCGCAGCCAAGCUCCGAACUCACAUACUUCCCUGUUCCCGCUAUCAGCUUCCAGCCGAACAUGCUUUGCUGGAACGAGUCCAUGCAGGGUUUCAUGGCUCUCUACCCAUCAUCCACGCCCAACACGACGAUUGCGUUCCUACACCAUCGCUUCUUUUGCCAGGCUCGUAGUAUCUGCACGGGUCCGAACACUAUCACUUGCAUUUCUGCCGGAGCUACGCACCCGUUUGUGCUGGCCGGCUGUGCAGAUGGCUCGCUAUUCUCUUGCAACGCUCUGCAGAAGCUCUUCAAGCAGAAGGGGGAGCCUUUACAAAAAAUCAAGGUAAUGGAACACGAAUACAGGCCGAUUAGACGUCCUGAACUUCAGGAAAAAGAUAGCAGUCGUCCCGUCAGAGGCGCGGUCCGGAUCUUGCAAGGUUUCCUACCGGAGCCCAAUGACGAUCCCAGGACGGAGAAGCGCAAGGAGCUGGACCGGAAGAAAAAGCUAGAAAGAAUGAAAACGGCGUCUGGAAAGAAAAAGGGCCGACCAAGGAAGAAUGGAGGCACCGUAGAGGAUCUAGAUCGGGAGGCCGAGCUCGACGACAAGCUUGCAUCGCGCGUGGUCACCCAUGAGCCGCUGACCAGGCUAACGACGAUUGUCUGGAACCCGAACAUGCAAUACAGCUGCUGGGCGGCGUGUGCAAUGGCUUCGGGUAUUAUCAAGGUGAUGGAUCUUGGAGUGCAGUAAACUAAGGAUCCGUUGACUAUGGCGAGCCACGGAGGGAGUAAUGCCCAAUAUACCAAAGCGGGAAAUGACUAUCAAAUGAUCCAAAGCGAAGCAUGAUUACUCUACGACAAUCCACCGGACGGCGAAAUAGGCGCCAAGUGUACCAAUGUAACAAGUCGCUUCUUGUUACAUUGGUCAAUUGACCUCAUUUGCCCCGAGCAGCAUCAGUUUCGAAAAAAAAUGAUUAAGUCAAUCACUUUAUCCAUCCAUCCAUCGAUCUAUUUAUCUAUCUGUCUAUCUAUCUCCACACACUCUACCUUCUAGUAUGCAGUCAACAUGCCAUAGUACUUGUAUCAGGUCUCAGCAGGUGCCUCCCAAGACGGCGUGAUGGUAGUCGAAAGCCUUGGCCAUACCAUGUAAAUGAGUGGCUGCCGCCAGAACGACAAACACAUGGAAGAUCUGAUGGGAGCUACCCCAAAUGUCAAAACGACCGGGAUACCGACAUUCAGGCCAUCGAACCUGGUGUUUGCUCUAGUCAGAACCCGGCAGUAAGGAUAAAGAGAUAUAAGAGUUGAGGACUUACAGCAUACAGGAGGGCGCCGAAGAUAUACAUGGCUCCUUGAAGCAUGACCCAUCUGAGUCCCAUGAGCUCAUCUAGUUGGGUG
Messenger RNA from Neurospora crassa OR74A, 3160 nucleotides. RefSeq lists its product as hypothetical. Gene Ontology annotation, molecular function: protein binding. Gene Ontology annotation, biological process: transcription by RNA polymerase III. Bases 300 to 2516 code for a protein of 738 amino acids. NCBI's taxonomy places the organism in Eukaryota, Fungi, Ascomycota, Sordariomycetes, Sordariales, Sordariaceae. The transcript has 3 exons. Gene Ontology annotation, cellular component: transcription factor TFIIIC complex. The record is from RefSeq and is a predicted model, not a curated record.